UCACUACCGAAUUCAAUGAGGAUUUGAUAUAAAUAAUUUCUUGAAUUGAUGAUGAGUUCAAUUGUAUCUAAAGAAAAUUAAUUCAGUAAAUAAUAGUAUUAAUGACAAUAUGAUUGUGUGUUAUUGCCAACAGAAAAUCAUCUCCCUCUCAAUAUGUGUCACAAGAGCCAAAUAAUCCCAGGCAUUGUCUUCAGAGACAAGGACAUGUCAGGUUUUACCUCCAACCGUAUACCUCCAAACGCUGCUCUACCAUCUCGAACUGCGACGCCAGUCUUCAGCACAAACCCUCGGCCAGUAGGCCAGAGCCGAGGUUUUAAUGGCUUUAUUCCAUUACAAAACAGUUAUGUACCUCUCCAGAACGGUUUCCUGCAGCCAAAUCCAGUCAUGGCUCCACCCAGCAUGCAUUUUGUACCAAUGAGCCAUCAGAAUAUUCAACCUAUUACGCAGAACAUUGAGCCACGUCCGCACAUUCCUGGACAGACAAAUUUUGUACCAGAGGUUAUGUUGCCUAAUGGCAUGAAAAUGUGUCCUGUUGGUCUUCUGAAUGGAGAACUGUUGUACAAAGUUACAACUGCGAACUUUACAGCUCCUCUUCCACCCACCAUCUCCAAGCCAAAGAAGAAAUCUAAAAAAGUAGACGACCAAUACACGGAGCAAACAUAUGUCAAGAAGCCUCUAAAUGCUUUCAUGUUGUUCUCAAAAGAGCAUAGGCAAGCAGUUAAGGACAGAUCUGCCUCAACGAAUAUUGCUGUUAUAAAUGAGACUUUAGGAAAGAUGUGGCAUUUGCUACCAGAGGAGGAGAAAGCUAAAUUCUACGAGCUGGCUGAAAAAGAAAAGCGGCUUCACUCCCAGCAGCAUCCAGAUUGGUCCUGUCGUCACAACUACGGCAAAAAAAGGUAUAAUAAAAGAAUUCGGGACUUAACAACUGGCAGUGUGCAGGCAACAUCAACAUCCGAACUUCAGGACGAAGAACCUGGACAGGUAGACAGUGACGAUGAAGACAGCCCUGCUUCUUUGUCAGUGGAUUCAACAACCGAACAGUUCUCUUUGGAACAAAAAACUCCACCACGAUUGCAAGAUUGAUGCAGCCUGUGCCUCUCCCCAACCUACCUAAUAUUUUUUAUUCUUGUAAAGUGUUUGCUUUUGCUGUUUAAUCAUAGCCUUUUGUUUGAUGUAUAGUGGGACUCAACAGUCACACAUUGUAGAAAAACAAAGUUUUAUUUUUGUAUGAGAAAAGAAUUGCUCCAAUAGUAUUCUUAUACUUUUUUAUGGGACAAAUCACAUUAAAUUAUUUAUUCUCACAUAGUUUUUACACUAGUAAGGCCCGAGCAGUGCCCGCUAUGAGCUCCCUAUUGGUUUUGUAUAUUUUUUUCUUUUAUCAGUAUUAUUUACUCUUAUUCACACACACACAUUGAAUCACAUUUUUGGGACCUAAAACAUGGAUGAAAACUCACCAAACUUUACCACUUCAUUUGGCAAUGGAAAAACAAUCCCAUCUUGGGAUGCUUGGCCUUGGGCUAUGGAAAUUGGCAAGCAUGUGUUGCACCUAGAGAUGUACCAAAAAGGCCAUUGCAGCAAUAUGCUUA
This is a messenger RNA of Hippocampus zosterae (dwarf seahorse), 1586 nucleotides long. RefSeq names its product transcription factor 7-like 1. Lineage: Eukaryota; Metazoa; Chordata; Actinopteri; Syngnathiformes; Syngnathidae. Gene Ontology annotation, molecular function: DNA-binding transcription factor activity, RNA polymerase II-specific; RNA polymerase II cis-regulatory region sequence-specific DNA binding. Gene Ontology annotation, cellular component: beta-catenin-TCF complex; catenin-TCF7L2 complex. The record is from RefSeq and is a predicted model, not a curated record. The transcript is spliced from 8 exons. The coding region runs from base 154 to 1083 and encodes 309 amino acids. Gene Ontology annotation, biological process: regulation of transcription by RNA polymerase II; canonical Wnt signaling pathway.